This is a messenger RNA of Dermochelys coriacea (leatherback sea turtle), 820 nucleotides long. RefSeq names its product C-C motif chemokine 20-like. Gene Ontology annotation, biological process: positive regulation of GTPase activity; neutrophil chemotaxis; inflammatory response. The transcript has 4 exons. The record is from RefSeq and is a predicted model, not a curated record. Gene Ontology annotation, cellular component: extracellular region. The coding region runs from base 181 to 477 and encodes 98 amino acids. Gene Ontology annotation, molecular function: chemokine activity; CCR chemokine receptor binding. NCBI's taxonomy places the organism in Eukaryota, Metazoa, Chordata, Testudines, Dermochelyidae.
GAACGGUUGAAGGAAAUACCCUCUGAAAGGAGAGUGGAACACAUGCUUGUAGGAAUUUCCUGAGGUCAUGAGCAGAUAUUAUAAGCAGGUUGUCCAUGGCCAAAGCCAUCAGUUCAGAGCAGCUGAUUUUCUGAUAUACCUUAAGUGAAGCUUUAAGUAAACUCAACUAUUGAGCUGAAAAUGACAGGCUUUAGCAGCACGAGCUUUAUCCUGGCUUCUUUGGUGGGGCUGCUGUGCCUCUUCUGCACUUCUGAGGCCCAAAGCAACCAAGACUGCUGCCUCUCCUACAUGAGAAUUGAGCUGCCUCGUCGGGCCAUCAAUGGCUACACAGAACAGUUAUCAAAUGAAGUCUGUGACAUCGGUGCUAUCAUUUUCCACACAAAGAGUGGGUUGAAAGCAUGUGCAAAUCCAGAAGACAACUGGGUGAAGAAGCGUCUUCUUUGGCUGAGCAAAAAGCUCAAGAAGAUGUCAAUGUAAGACUGUUUCUGAAAUGGAACUAGACAGAGAGGAGGGCUGCAGAACCUAACCUAUGUUAGAAUCAUCUCAUUGUACACUGUUGUGUGCUUGCUAUCUACUUAUUGCUGGCUUCUUUGGAACCAUUGAACUACUGAAGUUGAUUCAUAUUGCAUCACUUGUUUGCUUGACUUAAGCACUGUGUAAAAGUUUCUCUUUCUUUGCUACCAUAUAUAUUACAUGUUUGAUUACUGUGUAAAAUAGAAUAUGAUACACAUGUAUUGGGUACUGUGUGCCCUAUUGUGUUUAGUGUACAGUGUAUUCAUGCACAUUAACAUAAAUAAAACAGGGUAUUCUGUUCAUUUCA